CCGCUUCCUGCGUGCUUUACAACAGAACAGAGCACAGUCGGGGCUUCUUUAUUUGUUAAUCAAAAAAUAAUACGAAAUCAAUAUUUGAGCAACGACCAAAUUCAUUUUCAAGACAUAACUUCCAAACCAGAACAAAAGAUUGAUGUAAUUUUCGGACGGUUGUUGUCAAUUAAAUCUCAUUGAAUCUAAGAACUCAAAACUACGAAAUCAAUAUUUGAGGCACGACCGAGAUCAUUUUCAAGAAAACCUCCACACCAAUUUGAAUUUUCAAUUUUCAGAAAGGAUGAGAAUCAAAUGGACAACUGUACGCACCAUGCAACUACUGCAUUUUCGUAUAAAAGAAAAACUAACCACGCAAUCCCGAUUUAAUAUAUUUUACCCAAAGAAACACUAAAGCGAAAUUAAGCACUCAGAAAUUAUCCCAGUAUUCCCAGUGAAUCUGAAUCUCAGGUCAUUAGGUCCGGAAGGUUGACUUCAAGUUUAUAUGACAACGCUUCCUAUCUCUGAGCAAGAUAUGAGUUAGUCAUUGUUUUUACAGUCAUAAUUUUAAACAUUAUGCCAUCCUUAUUCACUGUGAGCAGCUGUUUUCAGAUGAGAAACCAUUUGAAUUUGUAAUUCAAAUUUGAAGAAUCAAAUACGAUUAUAUCAACACUGCGAAAUAUUCCAUUUUUCAUAAACUUAAAAGAUGAAGAUUUUACGAGAGCCAUGCAUGAUCCUUAUUUCAAUCAUUAUGCCACAUUAUUAGCUGUUGGCAGCUGCAACCAGAUGAGAAACCAUUUAAAUUUUUAAUUCAAAUUUGAAGAAUCAAAUAUGAAUAUAUGAGCACUCCGAAAUAUUCCAUUUUUCAUAACUUGAAUUGAAGCUUUCACGAAAGCGUAAACAUGGCGUCAAAUCUCUCCCUAUGUUUCACGCUAAGCACAUUACUUGCAUUCACAAGUUCAAGGAUGUUAUGCCCGAGAAUUUUCUUUCAAAAUAUCGACGAAAACACCAUGCCCUACAAAAUCAUCGAAGGCGUUUACAUUGAGGAGGACAAUUACCACAACAAUUUCCCAGUCUUUCGCAGGGAGAACGGCAGCUUGCUAUUUUAUCACACCGUCGAUAAUAAAGGUAAACAUUAUUUGGUUUUUGGAGUUAAUCUGAAAGACUAUUUUGGCGUUGCUGCUCUUCUUCAUAGGGAUCCCUCGUCUUGGUUGAGUUCAGGGAUUUCAAUCGACAUGAAUGAUGUAUUUGGUGGAAUCGUGAGCCACUGGGAAUUCUACAAUACCCGUGAUCAGACCACAUACCACCUGUCGACCUUGUCUUCUUCCAGAAUCAAAGCUGUCUGUGUGGAUAAAGAUUUCAGAGAAUGUAACUCGGAGAGAGUUUCCUUGAGCAAGAACUUAAAGGAUAAAGGAGGAAUCAUUUUGAACGAUCCCGCAAAAGACUAUUUCUUUCGCCUAGAGGGCACGUAUCUCAAUCUUCGUCCUGUCUAUUUUCACAGCAACCAGAAAUGGUAUUUACAGUACGUGGACGGCUAUUGGGUGGUUACUGGUUCGAACAGACCAAGAAAUUCCGAAGACCAGGCUUACCUGAGGGUGAAGGAUUUUGCUCUAAGACCUGAAUACAUCAGAAAAACUUGGUCGAUAUAUUACAAUGGAUGGUUUUGGAUUGACAUGCCCGACAUUAGAGUCCUGUGUAGGGGCAGCAAAGCAAAUUGCAUUUUGCAAUGCUCCGUGAACAAACAGUGCCCAACACCACAGCCCAAAGUCAGCACGGAGCUCAAUUUUGUCUACCUGGGAAAACGACCCGGUGAUCUUGGCAUGGCAUUCUGCAGUGGAUCGCAUCCCUCCACGAGGUAUUAUCUGUGUGUACCUAGCAGUUAUAGCUCGUACUGGAGCGGACAAGGAUCUUUCUGCUCAGCCAAAGACCCAACUACUCGAGGCACGCCCAAGGCUAAACCGGCCAUCAACUAUGAUGACAACCCUAGUGUAGUCCCAGCCGUGAUCACCGUGGCUGUCCUCGUGCAGAUCCUUUUGCCAUUCGUCUUGUGGUGUUGUGCUUUGUGCAGGCAAUCGUGCAGGGAAGAGGAGAAGAAAGAAGACGACGACAGUAGCAUGGAGAAAGCUGGUGAAGAAUUGGAAAGGCGUUUUCAAAGAGUUUCCACAGCGGGAAGUCAGGAAGAACUCAACCAAGGCAUCAAAGAAUACCGACAAGCACUAAAAGAAUACAAAAAGGAAAGUAAGGAGGAGGAACUUAAGCACCUUAAUGCAAGUUUAUGCAGGAUCAUUUCCAUGGACGCGUUUUUCUCAUUCUAUCUUUGGCUUAUCUACUAUGUUGGUUGUGACGUGACCCAUUGCACUAACUACGGUUCAGUCUUUGAGAUAUUGAGAAUCUUCGCUAUUGUGAUGCUUUGUCUUUCUCCUGUGAUCGUUCUGUUAGAGAGCUGCGUCUCUCACGAACUCGAUUACCUCAGCAACAUCAUGGAAGACGAGACGGCUUGGGGGUACAUGCAAAGAAUGCACGAGGUUCCACCGAGGAUCAAUAUGGUUGUAGAAUGCUACCAUUACGAAACACAAACGCGAGUUGUUCACUACACGGACGCUAACGGAAACCAGCAGUCCCGCACGGAGACCAAGAAACAGAAAGUAGUGACGUAUGUAGACCGUGACGGAUUCUCUUUCGGUUCGUGGGUUGAUGUUUCCGGAAACGAUAUGCCACCUCUAAGUACUGUAGCUCUAACCUUAGUCAAGAUCGACUCAAGCAUCGUCUUUGGCGACCAAGAAACUGCAGAUGGCUAUGUGCGACAAGUGGCAGCAAUGUUGGCGAGAAAUCGCCAUCGUGAUGAGUUCACUGAUUACUCCUCGAGUAAAGAAAUUCCUGGACUAAUGAAGCGGAUUUCUGCGUACGUGGAUUUAAGGGUGAAGCCAUUUUGGAUUCGGCCGCGGUUCUUCUGGAUUGCCACCUUGUUGCAGAUGACUUGGCCUUACCGCUGGCUAUUCAGAGCCAAGACAGCUAAGACCCACUAUGUCCUGAAGAAAAAGAUGUACAAGAGCACAACACCACCGAUCGAGGUAGACUUGAUGGAUCCCAUUGCAGUACCGAAUGACAAUGCAUUCUCAGACGUGAAUUCCAGUGGUCCUGACAACAGCUGCCCAGGUUACCCAAUAUCUGCAAUGAAUAAUCCAGGAGGAGGCAAUCCCACCAUCCAAAGCGGUGAAACAGCAUAUCCACCUGUUAAUCCAUACCUCGGACAAGGCCAUCCAACCCAAGACGUUAGCACUAUGUACCCAGCUCACAAUUCAGAUGUUGUAGGACCCUCGUUUCCUCCUUAUCCAGUGGUAUCUCAGCCAAAUGCACCUAUCCCAUCAGAUGUUGCAGUGAUGAAUUAUCCAGCUCAAGAAAGCCGUGCACCGUAUUCACCGCACAGUCCAUAUAGCGGACCUGCAUUUCCCGUUUAUCCGCCUGUCGGACCGCUACCAAGUGUACCUCCGCCAUCUUAUGAGGCAGCUGUAGGUUACAGCCCCCAGCCAAGCAACGAGCACAAGCUUCCUACAGUGUAAUGCUAAAGAGGGUAAUUUCUUUUUACUCUCGACCAUUUUUUUAUAGCCUGCGUGCAGACACCCACCAUUUCCUUUCACAUGAAAAAAGCGUCUGCAGGGAGGUUACCCGUCUCGAUCCCAAGACCACCCAGGCCAUACACUGGACAUAUAUUUCCAGCUAAUCCCACCAAAUUCCAACCUAUUGCACCACCGCCGUUAUACGAGGCAGCUGCAUGUAGGGCACUCAAGUAUAUUCAUUACAAGAGCGGUACAAUGAAAAAACCCAAAGAACCGCACACAACUUAGACGUCCAUGGGUGGACCUACCACAAGUCGACCUUCGCAUAAUCCAUCGCUUAAUCAUCUCCCUCGAGCGAAGCGAGAGCGCCAUCCUCGAACGCCGAAUUUGCGAGCGCUAGCGACGUAAAUCGCGGGCGGAACAAACAAACAAUCCAGGGAAAUCUUAUUGAAAAGGACUUUUAGAACGUUUAGGCCAUGUGUACCAAUGUACAUCACGCACACCUUACAUCUUCCACCUCCCUCUCCUUUGGAUUCAAGUCCUUCAAAAAAAUCAAAUGACUGUCCCACGAAAUAAACCUCAGCUGAUUCCUGUGUAAUGCCUGAAUUUCCCCAGAACUGAAACAAUAAAUAUUAAGAGGGACGCAUAAUCCUGUAGGUACUGUGGAGCACGCCUUGUUGGGUAAUAUUCCUGCACAGUGUUGGUGCUGGUAUCUGUGGCUCUGCCGAAUGCCAAGUACGUCAAACGUCUUCACCUGAUACUCUCUCUGAAGUGGGGAGUGGCGGCUCACGUUAGGGUGUGCAAAUAAUCGUUAGACUCGUUUUUCCUUAAAAUCAACUUUAAGCUCGGAAACUCGAAUUCACACGUUUUCUCGACUCUCCGCCUCGACUAGACUCGACUAUCGACUUUUUCUCGUUUAGAACCUUCGACUUGACAACUCCUACUUGACUUCGUGUUGCAAUUAUAAAUUGGUUAUACUGGUUUACACAUGACGUAAGCGCAUGGAAGUGAGGCGAUUUCAAGA
Molecule: messenger RNA, 4560 nt
Organism: Orbicella faveolata
Lineage: Eukaryota; Metazoa; Cnidaria; Anthozoa; Scleractinia; Merulinidae
Source: RefSeq, a predicted model, not a curated record